GGAAAUUCAAGAAGUUCUUCAAGAAAACUGACUCCAUCAGAAGGCCAUCCAAGGGAAAGCUACAGGUAAGUAACUCUCCCCCGAAUCUUAUCUGUGUUAUAAAUGCAGGAAGCCACUAAGUACCCAGGUGUCUGGUACUUAGACAAUGGCUGUUCAAGACACAUGACGGGUGAUGCGAGCCUUUUGAGCAAUCUAAUUCCCUAUGAUGCUGCAAGAGUUACUUUUGGAGGAAGCAAUGAUUUUGGCCUUACAAAAGGGCUAGGAAAUCUGGUGUAUAAGGGACUAACCAUCCAGGCUGUGUCUUAUGUGGAAGGUCUCAACUAUAACCUUCUAAGCAUAAGUCAGUUCUAUGAUAAAGGUUAUUCUCUGGAAUUCUGCAAGGACAUGGCAUCCCUCAAGAACAUCUCCACAAAUGAAGUCAUUCUCACUAGGAAGAGAAUCAGGAACAUCUACGAAGUAAUGGGGGAAGAUGUCAAGGAAGCAUGCCUAAUCAGCAAAGGUGACACUAACCUUCUAUGGCUUUGGCACAAGAGGUUGAGUCAUCUCAACUUCAAAACUCUCAACAAGCUGUCCAAAGAAUGGUUAGUGGAAGGUCCUCCCAAGGCUGUAUACAAAACGGAAAGCAUCUGUGAUGCUUGUCAAAAAGGAAAACAGCCAUCAAAGCCUGAUCAUGAGGUUCUGGAUCUCUCAGACAAAGAUGAAGAAGUAAAUGAAGGAGAUAAAAUGAAGCCAAUGGAGUUCAUUCCAUUCGGAAGUCUACCACUGAAGACUUUUCGGAGAAGUCUGGAUUCAGACUGCGCUGAGCCUAUCGGAAAUCAUGGCCAGUCUUCCGAAAUCCCGGAUCUCUCACAUGGUGACAAUUCCAGAAAUGGUGAUCAAGUACCAAUCCAUCUGGAAACACCAACAAACUCCAUUGUUCAACCAGAAGCAGAGCUAGAUCAGCCAGUGAAUCCUAUUCAACACAAUCUUCGUUGCAAGAAACAAAACUCCAUCUCUACAUCAACAGCAGAAGCAGAGUACAUUGCUGCUGGUAUUUGCUGCGCUCAGAUCUUAUGUAAGCUGGAGCCUAAAUCUGAUAAAGUAAUUUUUGUGGGAUACCCCAAGGAAACUAGAGGGUAUGAGUUCUAUCAUCCAUCCGAUAACAAAAUUUUCGUUGCUCGGAAUGGAACCUUCCUUGAGAAGGAGUUUCUUUCUGCUAUCACUAGUCGGAGAAAGGCAAAGGAACCACGAUCACACCAAAAAACCAAACACAUUGUACGACGCUAUCACAUCAUACGAGAAAUCGUAGAUAGAGGAGAUGUGAUGAUUUGCAAAGUAGAUACUGACGACAACAUAGCCGAUCCCUUGACCAAGCCUUUAGGAAAGCUAAAGCAUGAGGGUCACACUAGGUCCAUGGGCAUUCGACCGAUGCUAGAUUGGCCAUAGUGCAAGUGGGAGAUUGUUGGAGUUGUACCCUCAUGGCCAACUGUUCAUCGUUAUCCUAUCAUGUAUAGGCAGAUAUAAUAUGUUUACACAUCUCAUGUUAAUGUAAAUGAAUAUUAUAUUCCUAGAUUUAUAUUUAAAGAUGUUUAUCAGAUAGUGUUAUUCUGGUGAUGAGACUAACAUCUUGAAAUAAAUAUUUAUCUGAAUG
Cuscuta campestris is the source of this 1630-nucleotide messenger RNA. Lineage: Eukaryota; Viridiplantae; Streptophyta; Magnoliopsida; Solanales; Convolvulaceae. The record is from the annotation of a GenBank genome assembly.